Messenger RNA from Zymoseptoria tritici IPO323, 955 nucleotides. RefSeq lists its product as uncharacterized. NCBI's taxonomy places the organism in Eukaryota, Fungi, Ascomycota, Dothideomycetes, Mycosphaerellales, Mycosphaerellaceae. The transcript is spliced from 3 exons. Gene Ontology annotation, biological process: protein N-linked glycosylation. The record is from RefSeq and is a predicted model, not a curated record. Bases 30 to 887 code for a protein of 285 amino acids. Gene Ontology annotation, cellular component: membrane; oligosaccharyltransferase complex.
UUGGCAACUUCACUCCGCAUACAUCAUCCAUGAUGAAGUUCCUACGCACCGCCAGCCUGGUCGCAUUUGCACUAUCCGCCGCCGUUUCCGCCGCAGACCAAUGGACAUUCACAGAUGGAUCGCUGAGCGUGGCUCAAAAGGGCAGUGAAGCCACCAAGCACAAACUCGAGGCCGGUGGCAAUCCCUCCGCCGUCACGAUCUCCUCCUCCGACACGCUGAAGAUCGCCCUCACAGCAAAAGAUGGAAAGACGGGCAAGAGACCACACCAGGCAUUCCUCACGCUCCAAGACCCCGCAGCAGGAUUAGAGGAGUCAUUCGCAUUCAAUGUGCGGGAGAAUGGCAAGGCAAAGCUGGACAUUUCCCACAAAGACCUCCCCUUCCAAUUUCUCUCCGGCGCCCAACCACUCAAAGCCUUCAUCGUUCUCGGCUCCUUUGGCUCCUCAACACCAUUCAAAGAGAUGAACUUCGACAUCAACAUCGUCCCCGACGCCAGCUCGCCCAAAGCCAAUCAACCCCGACCCGAGCGCUACGAACCCAAACCCGAAAUCCACCACAUCUUCAAAGACGAUCCUAAGUCGCCGCCCAAGGCCAUCAGCUUGGUAUUCACGCUCGCCGUUCUGGUUUCGCUGCCUGCUCUGUUUGGUGCGUGGCUGCUGUUGGGCGGAAAUUUGGGUCAUUUGGGCAAGGCUUUCGGCGCGAAGCCAGUUGCACACGGGUUGUUCUUCGGAAGCAUCAUUGCGAUCGAGGGUGUGUUCGCCCUAUACUACGCGAGCUGGAACUUGUUCCAGACGCUGCCGGUCGCCGGUGUGCUCGGCGUUGUAGCUUUCGUCAGUGGGAGCCGCGCGUUGACCGAGGUGCAAGAGAGGCGGUUGACUGGGCAGAGAUGAGAAAAGCUGGAUUCAUACACCAGAAAGACAAGAUAGCUGUAGAGCAGAUAAAAUGUGUACUAUCAGGC